GGUUGAGGGGCUGGAGUUCCUCGGCGCAGAUUCCGCGGGGAAGGGCCCCGGGAGUCUGCUAGUCGCAGGAGCAGCGAGGCUUUACCCGGAGAGGCGUUUGCACGUGGAGCCCGCGCCUCCACCGUUCCCAGCAGGCUCUGGAGCGCGGCCGAGGGCCACGGGGCGGAUUCCGGAGCUGGACUGAACAUUAGAAAUACUUCAGCCAUGACUAAGAGAGAAGCAGAAGAACUGAUAGAAACUGAGAUUGCUGGAACUGAGAGACCAGAGUGGACAGAAGAGAACAUCAUGGAACAGACCUACGCUCCAGCUGAAUGUGUAAGCCAGGCCAUCGACAUCAAUGAACCAAUAGGCAAUUUAAAGAAACUACUUGAGCCGAGACUACAGUGUUCUUUGGACGCUCAUGAAAUUUGCCUGUAAGACAUUCAGCUGGAUCCAGAACGGAGCUUGUUUGACCAAGGAGUAAAAACAGAUGGAACUGUACAGCUUAGUGUACAGGUACUCUCUUACCAAGGGAUGGAGCCAAGCCUAAACAUUCUUGAAAUUGCUAAAAUGGUGGAAACGGUUGAAGUGGUCUUUGACCCGGAUGCCCACCAUGCAGAAGCAGAAGCACAUCUUGUUGAAGAAGCCCAAGUGAUAACACUUGACGGUACCAAGCAUAUCACUACUAUCUCCGAUGAAACCUCGGAGCGAGUGACGAGAUGGGCUGCUGCCCUGGAAGGCUACAGAAAAGAGCGGGAGCGCCUUGGGAUCCCCUACGAUCCUAUACAGUGGUCCACAGACCAAGUCCUGCAUUGGGUGGUUUGGGUAAUGAAGGAGUUCAGCAUGACCACCACACUCAACAUUUCGGGAAGAGAAUUAUGCAGUCUCAACCAAGAUUUUUUUCAGCGGGUCUCUCGGGGAGAACUUCUCUGGAGUCAUCUGGAGCUUCUUCGAAAAUAUGUUCUGGCAAGCCAAGAACAACCGAUGGAUGAGAUAGUUACAAUUGACCAGCCUGUGCAAAUCGUCCCAGCAUCAGCGCAGUCCGAUACACCAACUACACUCAAAGUUAUAAACAGUAGUGCAAAGACGGCCAAAGUGCAGAGGUCCCCAGGGAUUUCAGGGGAAGACAGAAGCUCGCUCGGAAACAGAACAGGUUUAGGAAACAAUGGUCAGAUCCAACUGUGGCAGUUUCUGUUAGAACUUCUCACUGACAAGGAUGCUCGAGACUGUAUUUCUUGGGUUGGUGAUGAAGGUGAAUUUAAGCUAAAUCAGCCUGAAUUGGUUGCACAAAAAUGGGGACAACGUAAAAACAAGCCUACGACGAACUAUGAGAAACUCAGCCGUGCGUUACGGUAUUAUUAUGACGGAGGCAUGAUCUGUAAAGGUCAAGGCAAGAGAUUUGUGUACAAAUUUGUUUGUGACUUGAAGACUCUUAUUGGAUACAGGGCAGCAGAACUGAACCGCUUGGUCACAGAUUGUGAACAGAAGAAACUUGCAAAGAUGCAGCUCCAUGGAGUCGCCCAGCCAGUCACAGCUGUAGCUCUGGCCGCUGCCUCUCUGCAGGAAAGGACAACUGAAACCUGGGACCUCCCGGGCAUCUAA
This is a messenger RNA of Mesocricetus auratus (golden hamster), 1581 nucleotides long. RefSeq names its product GA-binding protein alpha chain-like. NCBI's taxonomy places the organism in Eukaryota, Metazoa, Chordata, Mammalia, Rodentia, Cricetidae. Gene Ontology annotation, cellular component: nucleus. Gene Ontology annotation, molecular function: DNA-binding transcription factor activity, RNA polymerase II-specific; sequence-specific DNA binding. Gene Ontology annotation, biological process: cell differentiation; regulation of transcription by RNA polymerase II. The record is from RefSeq and is a predicted model, not a curated record.